Messenger RNA from Drosophila sechellia, 1140 nucleotides. RefSeq names its product neo-calmodulin. The transcript has a single exon. NCBI's taxonomy places the organism in Eukaryota, Metazoa, Arthropoda, Insecta, Diptera, Drosophilidae. Gene Ontology annotation, cellular component: myosin II complex. Gene Ontology annotation, molecular function: calcium ion binding. The record is from RefSeq and is a predicted model, not a curated record. The coding region runs from base 546 to 992 and encodes 148 amino acids.
GAAAAAUCGGUGGAUGGGGCUCAAAUCAAAGUACACCACUCGAACACGUAGAAAGUUCAAUUAAAAUGCCACGCAAAUUGUCAUCACCGCCAGUUGGAGUUGCCCGGCUUUCUGGAAUUUCCUCAUUGGGCGGAUUGGGCGCCCAUUUUUUACCCCCACCGAUGACAUCAAUUUCUGGUUAAACUAUAAAAUAAUUCGCGCAAAGCCGAAGAGUUUCUCCGCCAGAUGAUAUCAUUUGGGUCCAGGAAAGCACGUGAUUUGUUUGCCAAACUGUGCGUGAGAAUGCUCUUUUAAUGCCCUUAUCUGCAUUAAAAGUUUAUGAACUUCAUGGAGCACGCAGAUUUUUAAUAUUUUUAAUAAAAGAGCCAGGGCUUUGUUGUUUUUUUUUUUUUUUUCAAAAAUGUUUCGGAUAUUGAUGUUUUGAAUAACAAUUUUCAAUCGUAGAACUCCUUCAAAGCCUAUCACCCUCAACUGAUUAUCAACCCUAUCAAAAAAGUAAACCUACAAGCAUAAUAAUAAUAUUCUUGUUGGUAAUAUAAAGCAUAAUGGAGGAAUUGUCUACUGAAGAGCAGGACCUGAUCAAGAAUAUCUAUAGAGUACUGGACAAGGAUAACGAAGGUGCCAUCACAUCGAAGGAAUUGGCACAGGUAAUCCGAGCAUUAGGUCGACAGCCCAACGAAGCGGAGGUUCAGUCCUUGAUAAACGAGGUGGACUCUGAUGGAAACGGAUCCAUUGCGAAGGAGGAGUUUUGCAAUGUGAUUCUGCGCAAGAUGCACGAUACAAAUAAGGAGGAGGAGCUGCGCGAUGCAUUUCGCGUUUUUGAUAAGGAGAACAAUGGGUAUAUCUCUACUACCGAGUUGAGGGCUGUCUUCAUGGCACUUGGUGAGAAAUUGGAAGACGACGAGCUGGAAGAGAUGAUACGAGAGUACGAUUUGGAUCAGGAUAAUCACAUCAAUUUCGAGGAGUUCACCAACAUGAUGACCACCCGUUAAAAAACCACCCUUCAACAACGCACACGUUUUCCAAAUUACAAUCAUACUGCAGUUGAAGAAAUAGUUUAUGGCUUAUUGUUAAAUUAUUUUAUUUCAAAGACAUUUGAAUUUUUCGAACUCGAAUAAUAAAUGCGCCCAAGACUUCGCA